Messenger RNA from Fraxinus pennsylvanica, 1290 nucleotides. The record is from the annotation of a GenBank genome assembly. NCBI's taxonomy places the organism in Eukaryota, Viridiplantae, Streptophyta, Magnoliopsida, Lamiales, Oleaceae.
AUGAAGAUUUUGAGCAGAAAGUUGAUAAAGCCAUGCACACCAACUCCUGAGAAUCAUCGAAGAUACAAAAUUGCAUCCAUCGAUGAGAUUAAUCCAACUAUGAAUGUCAUUGGCAUUCUCUACUAUCCAUUCAAUGAAAAUAUGGAACAUGUACUUAACAAGAUGGAAGAAUCACUGGCCCAAGUCUUGCCUCAGUUUUACCCUUUUGCCGGAAGAUAUAUCAAAAAGGCGUACUCGGUUGAUUGUAACGAUGAAGGUGCUGAAUACGUGGAAGCUCAAGUGGAUUGCGAGCUUCUUGAUAUUAUUGGCUCUGGGGUGGAACCUGGGAAGCUAAAUGAUCUUCUUCCACUCGAAGUUGGUACUGCUGAUGAAUUCACAGAUCCAAUUUUGUCCAUUCAAAUAAACAAAUUUAAAUGUGGAGGGAUAGCCAUUGGUACAUGCAUUUCGCAUAGGAUUGUUGAUGCAUGUUCACUUGGCAUAUUCUUAUCUGCAUGGACAAAGGCCACCCAAGGAGACACCACUGGUGAACCCAUUAUCCCAAAUUUUGAUUCCCCAUUGUACUUUCCAGGUCGGAAUCUAGGUGAGCUUGAUUUUGGAACCACAAGAACUAGGGAUUCUACCAUCGUGACCAAGAGGAUCUUAUUCGGUAAGAAGGAGAUAGCAAACCUAAGAGAAAGAGUGAGCCACUUGUACGCAAAAAGAGAACGUCCACCCUCGAGGGUGUUGAUGGUUACUUCCUUUUUAACGGAGGCUCUUUUGCGCUCUGAUCGUGCAAAACUUGGGAAACCACGGGAUUGCCUCAUACAUGUGGCAGCUAACAUUCGAGAAAGAACAGUUCCACCUUUGUCGAAAUAUUCUUGUGGAAACUUAGUGUCAAUGGGACUUGAGGAAUACACUGCAGAAGAAACCAGGAGUUUGGACUUUGGACGCUUGGUUCCUAUAGUGGACAGUGCAACAAGGAAAGCCGUUGCGGAAUGUGCCAACUUAUUGUCUGAUGGUGAGUUUGGAUACAAAGUCAUGGUUGAUGAAUACAUAGAUAUAUGUGAAAAAUCAAAUGAUGAUAACUUGAACUGCUUAUGGUUUACUGACUGGUCUAAGUUCGGAUAUUAUGAAAAGGAUUUUGGUUUCGGAGCACCUGUUUGGACAAGCGUUGUAAAUAUUCCAGUCAAAAACCUUAUCAUAUUGAUGAAUACCAAAGAGAACGAUGGAAUUGAAGCAUGGUUGCAUUUGCAUGAGGAAGACAUGCCUUAUUUCGAACAAGACGAGGAAAUUAAAAAGCUCAUUACUUAG